Molecule: messenger RNA, 1539 nt
Organism: Naegleria lovaniensis
Lineage: Eukaryota; Heterolobosea; Eutetramitea; Acrasida; Naegleriidae
Exons: 1
Coding region: 1-1539 (512 amino acids)
Biological process (GO): spliceosomal complex assembly; protein deubiquitination; mRNA processing
Molecular function (GO): zinc ion binding; cysteine-type deubiquitinase activity
Source: RefSeq, a predicted model, not a curated record
AUGACUAAACGAACCCGUGAUGCUUUAUUGGAUGAGCCAUUGAUUGAGAAUGUGGAGGAAGGAACAUCAUUACGGCUUACCUCGGAAAAUCAUCAAAAUGCUUCUUCUUCAAGUGGUGUCGAUGAUAUCCAUCAUCAUGGAGACGGAGAGGAUCCGAAACGAACAAAACCAUCAAAAGGAAGUCUUAUUGAUGAAAGAAGUUAUCAUUGUCCCUAUCUCGACUCUAUCAAUCGGAAAGUUCUCGACUUUGAUUUUGAGAAGGAGUGCUGUGAGACACUAUCAAAUACCAAUGUAUAUUGUUGUUUAGUAGAUGGUAAAUUUUUCAAAGGAAAAGGAGAGACCACUCCUGCCUUCAUACAUGCUCUCAAUGAGGGGCAUCACAUAUUUAUGAGCUUGUCAAACGGAAAGAUUUAUUGUUUACCCGAUAAUUAUGAAGUCAUUGACCAUACUUUGGAUGAUAUUCGAUUCAAUCUUAAUCCAACCUAUUCCGAAAAGGAAGUACAAGAAAUUGACAAUCAACAGAAAGUGUGUGUGGCUUUGAGUAAUGGAGCAAAAUUUAUACCGGGAAUUGUUGGCCUCAACUCUAUCAAGCAAUCCACCGAUGGUAUCAACGUGGCCAUUCAGGCACUCUCACGUGUGAAAAGCGUUCGUGAUUUUUUCUUACUACAUCAAAUUAACUUGACCAAAGUCAAAUCUAGGGCAGUUUUAUUAUUGAGCGAACUAUUGAGGAAAAUGUGGAAUCCAAAAAGUUUUAAAAGCCAUGUCAACCCUCACGAAUUUGUACAGACCAUUCUUCAAAAUAAUAAGCAAUUUAAGCUUGGAGAAAGCAUAGAUCCCGUUCAAUUUUUCACAUGGCUGCUAAACUUUCUUCAUACAGAGCUCACUAACAAUCAACCCAAAAACGAAAGUAUAAUUUCUAAAACAUUUAGAGGAAAAAUUACUGUCACCUCAACACUAAUACGGAGAAAGAAAGCCGCUACAGAUUCUUCGUCUAGCACUCAGAACAAAGAGGACGAAAUUACUUCUCAAUCAAAAUCACCUUUCAUGUACCUGACUCUGGAUGUUCCAUCUACACCAUUAUUUAAAGAUGAAUAUGCACGAAAUAUCCUACCACAAGUCUCAUUGUUCAGUUUACUUUCUAAAUUUAAUGGAAUGAAAGAAACAGCCAUACCUCUCAAGAAUGGAGAUGUUGAAAUGAGAAGAUACAAGAUUGAGAAAUUACCGCCUUAUCUUGUGUUUCAUGUGAAGAGAUUUUCAAAAAACUAUUUCUUUGAAGAGAAAAACAAUACCAUUGUCAACUUUCCACUCAAAAAUCUAGACAUUAGUGAAAUCUAUCCCUCUAACACCAGUUCCACCUAUAACUUGGUUGCAAAUAUUUGUCACGAGGGUAAUUUAGGAGAGGGAGCAUCUUACAAGAUUCACAUACACCAUAUUGCAGAGGAUAAAUGGUACGAAAUACAAGAUUUGGAUGUCAAAGAAGUUUUGCCAGAAGAAGUUUCAAUUUCACAAAGUUUCCUCCUUAUUUAUGCCAAACAAUGA